AUGUCUAUGGUGGCAUUGGAGAGCAAAACCCAUCGGGGCCGGUGCAUAUUUGACCCAUCUUCGCCACAACGAAUUAUUUUUGAUCUGAUGGCGAUGGUAUUUCUGCUUUACGACUUGUGCUUCACGCCUGUGACCAUUGCCUGGGAUUUCCCCAUGGUGGGAUGGCUGCUGUACUGUACUUCGGCAGUUGCGGUGUUCUGGACGCUGGACAUAAUCAUGACGUGCAGGACGGCAUACUACGUGGCAGGCUUGGCGUGGACCCGGCCGUUGAUGAUAUUCCGGAGAUAUUGCAGGACCACGUUCUUCUUGGAUCUGUUCAUAGUCUGUGUUGAUUGGCUGACGGUCUUCGCCAACAGUGUUUUCCCAGAGGAGACUUCGUCCCAGGCCAGCGACAAUCCGGAAGUCAUCGGUGCCAAGCUCGUCCGAUUCUCCAAGGCGACACGGGUAGUCCGCAUCGUGAGCGUGACUUGCCUGUUCCGGAUUUUCUUGUUUUGGAGGCACCUUGGAGAUCGGCUGCAUGGCGGUUCCUCGUCGAAGUACGUGGGCGACAUGGCUCGCUUGAUCGUCAUCAUCAUCUGGAUUAACCACGUGAUGAGCUGCACUUGGUUCUACAUCGGCCGCGUCGCUAUCGGUGACACGGGCCUCUAG
Symbiodinium natans is the source of this 648-nucleotide messenger RNA. Lineage: Eukaryota; Dinophyceae; Suessiales; Symbiodiniaceae. The record is from the annotation of a GenBank genome assembly.